UAUUUAAUCCAUCUUCUUUUUUUUCUUGCUUCUCUUUCUGAACUUUUAUCCUUGUCAGUUCCUCUCGUCCCUUUUUUUAUUUAAUCAUAUUCUCAUUCUUCUGCUAUUUUAAAUUGUGUACAAGUAUUUCGUCUUUGAGACUGACGGAGACGACCAUGAGGAGGGUGAGGAGAAGGCAGGGAAGCGAUACCGUGAUCAUUAAAGAUAAUUAUAUCUCAGCAUCAAAAGCCAAAGAAGUUGGUUUUAACGACAUGAUGAACAAUUUCGGGCUAGGAAGAGGGAGGCCUAGAAGAAUCGUCAUUUCUGACAAUCGUAUUCAAACAGACGAAAGCUCGUCUGUUGGGAUUGGCAAUUUGUUCAACAACUACUGCAACUUGUCGGUCGUAGUAAUAUUUCUUCUUGUUGUAGUUGUACUUAUUCCGUUGGGAUUGUGGAUAAAAUGGGCAACAAGACCUACAACGUUGUUAACUGAAGGUGAAAUGUCUAGUUUGACAAUUUUGAUUAACUAUGAUGGGAGGUGGGUUAACUCAACACUAAAGGAGUACUCAUUUCAGAUAAAAUUACAGUGGAGGAGCUUCGGAAGAAAGUGUACAACAUUGUGAAUGUGGACCCAAAUGAGUAUGAGAUAACUAUGAAAGUUAUAUAUGAAGCAAUGAAAACUGCAUGGCCGGCAGAGAUAGCCGAUGAUGCUGACGUGAGAGCUUUUAUUUUUGAAAGUCUUUCAAGUUCCUACAAGAUUCCAUUGUGCAUUGCAUUGAAGGGUAAAGUAAGUAAUAAACAAGCUCCAUCGGUUGACGUCGGACAAGAAUCAAUGCCAGUGGACCUCAACGUGAGUACUCAAGUUGUUUUAGAAGAUAGUCAUGAUUCAGAAAAUGACUUGGGAAACAAGGAAUUUAAGGACUCUGAAUCUGAAGUGGAAAACAAUAGAACACAGCUAGAUAAGUUGCUUUGUGAGAACAUGCACUGUGAGGAUAUGGCAUAUGUAGAGGCUGAUAAUAUAUUCCAAGAUCAUGCUGAAUUCAAUGAAUUGUGUGGUGACAACAACAUGGGGUGUAAUGAUGUACCAGCCAUCAGUGUGCAGUUUGAUGAACCCAACUCUGACAAACCAAAUUCUCUUGAGCAUUCAAGAAUGAAAAUACUUCAAAAGGGGUUCUAUGAUUUUCAAGGUGAGGCAGCCAAAAUGGAUUCACAUGUGAUAGAAUGGGCUGAUAAGUUGGUGCAAGAAAACAACGCAAAAAUGUUAUCAUUGCAGGAUACGGUAGCUGAGAUUGCCAUGAAAUGGACUAAAGUUCUGAGAACUGGGGCUCUUGGGGUGAGAUUCAUGGGGGAUGAUCUAAACACAAUCAUGUUUAACAUGGAACGAGGCCAAGACACGACAGAGGUGUGGAUGGAUGACAACUGUCUGGAUCAGUUAGCGCUGAUGAUUGAGAAAGCCGUUAACUCCACUGGAACUAAUUCCCUCUAUUCUCCAGAUGAAGGAGUUUGUGUUGAACCAACCCGAGGCCUACAAAUAAAGAUUGGCGAACAAGAUUUUCAAAGACCCGGAGAUUCUCCUUUGGAAGAAGUUGUUGAGAAGCUCCAGAAUGAGAAAAGGAGAGUGGGGAAUGACAGUCCAGCAGAGAGCAAUAGGCAUUUGAAAGAGGAAUUGUAGUUAACACUUGUACGUUUUCUGACAUGCAAUAUAACGACCCCUUCUGUAACUCCAUUGCAACCUCCACUCCGCAUAUUCAAGUGGAUUUUAGGCUGCUGAUGAAGCUGACGAUAUUCGAAAUGACAAUUGUAGACAUGAUUACUUAUAGCAGUUCUGUUUUUAUUUACACAUUUUAACGGAAGCAGAGCAUAAAAACUGCUCAAGAGUACGUAGGUCAUCUAUUUACCAUUUUCUCACCUGUGGGAGAUAUCCCAGUUAUUACUAUUUGUGUAU
This is a messenger RNA of Prunus dulcis (almond), 1924 nucleotides long. RefSeq lists its product as uncharacterized. Lineage: Eukaryota; Viridiplantae; Streptophyta; Magnoliopsida; Rosales; Rosaceae. Bases 632 to 1651 code for a protein of 339 amino acids. The record is from RefSeq and is a predicted model, not a curated record. The transcript is spliced from 4 exons.